UCCAUCUUCCUUGUCCGGCAAUCACACAGCAAGGGGAAUGGAGAAAAAUUGAAAUCUUAGCACGCGACUAGCCAGCUCUGCAGGAAACAAUGGCAGCAGGGGGAGUCGACGAGCUGAAGCUUCUGAGCACCUGGUUCAGCCCCUUCGGGUCCAGGGUGAAGCUCGCGCUCGACCUCAAGGGCCUGCGCUACGAGUACGUGGAGGAGGACCUCACGAACAAGAGCCGGCUCCUCCUCGAGAGCAACCCCGUGCACAAGAAGGUCCCCGUGCUCUUCCACGGCGGCAGCGCGCUCUGCGAGUCCAUGGUCAUCGUGGACUACAUCGAGGAGGCCUUCGCCGGCGCCGGGCCGCCGCUCCUCCCCACCGACCCCUACGAACGCGCCGUCGCUCGCUUCUGGGUCGCCUUCAUCGAGACCAAGCUGGUGGAGCCGUGGUUCCGGAUGCUUGAUGGCACCAGGACGCGCGCGGAGAUGACGGAGGGAGUGAAGCAGAUGCUGGCGGCGGUGGCGACCCUGGAGGGAGCCCUGAGGGAUUGCGCCAGGGGGAGGCCCUUCUUCGGCGGGGACAGCGUCGGGUACGUGGACGUCGCGCUGGGCGGCCUCCUCGUGUGGGUGCUCGCGUCCGAGACGCUGCUCGGCGUGAGGUUCCUGGACGCCGGCAGGACCCCGCUCCUCGCGGCCUGGGCCGAGCGCUUCGCCUCGCUUGGCGCGGCCAGGGCGGCCCUGCCGGACUUGGGCAGGGUGGUCGAGCAUGCCAUGAUGCGGCGGGGCGCCGCGGCAGGCGCUCUGGCUGCGGACAACUGAACGCGCGCACACGUACGGUGAGUCGUCGUCGUCUCGUCGACCGAAAACUCGUGUUCUGCGUGCGGUGUCACGGUGUGUUGUUAGUGCAGUACGGGUGGUCAGUUUAUACGUCUUAUGGCCUGCCUUUCUACGCUUUCAUGUCUCGUACGUGUUUGAGUAAUAAGAAGACUAUCGGUU
Panicum virgatum (switchgrass) is the source of this 980-nucleotide messenger RNA. Its product is annotated as probable glutathione S-transferase GSTU6. The record is from RefSeq and is a predicted model, not a curated record. Gene Ontology annotation, biological process: glutathione metabolic process. The transcript has 2 exons. Lineage: Eukaryota; Viridiplantae; Streptophyta; Magnoliopsida; Poales; Poaceae. Gene Ontology annotation, molecular function: glutathione transferase activity. The coding region runs from base 90 to 803 and encodes 237 amino acids. Gene Ontology annotation, cellular component: cytoplasm.